Messenger RNA from Racocetra persica, 410 nucleotides. NCBI's taxonomy places the organism in Eukaryota, Fungi, Glomeromycota, Glomeromycetes, Diversisporales, Gigasporaceae. The record is from the annotation of a GenBank genome assembly.
AUGAGAUUUUUAGAGUUACAGGGCAUUUCAUAACUCCUAACUUUGAAUUAAAAGAAGUCACCUUGGCAAUUAAAAAUCUCCUAUAUCCUCAUACUGAUAACCAUAUUCAAGAAGUACUAGAAAUGAUUAUAUCUGAUUGGAAUAUAAAUGAUAAAGUAUUUUGCUAUACUAUAGACAAUAGAAAAAAUAUGAAGAAUACAAAUAUUGCAGAUAAAUCAAUUAAUGAAUCGCAAUUGGUUUUUUAUCAUGCACUUACUGACUGUGAAAUACAUUGGUCAAGUACCUUCAAUGCAUGGAGUCAUUUGUUAAUCUUAAAGCCAUUUAUUGAUAUUUUUUCUACGGCUAUGAAUGUUAAUAAUGUUGAUACAGAAACAAGAAAGGAUGAAAAGCAGUUAGAAAAAUUAAUUUAA